This is a messenger RNA of Physcomitrium patens, 3077 nucleotides long. RefSeq names its product putative aminotransferase TAT2. The record is from RefSeq and is a predicted model, not a curated record. Gene Ontology annotation, biological process: biosynthetic process; L-tyrosine catabolic process. NCBI's taxonomy places the organism in Eukaryota, Viridiplantae, Streptophyta, Bryopsida, Funariales, Funariaceae. Gene Ontology annotation, molecular function: pyridoxal phosphate binding; L-tyrosine:2-oxoglutarate transaminase activity.
ACCCUGUGCUCAAAGUCACAUUCCCCAUCAGGCCACGCAGCACUGUUGCAGUUUUCUGUCUGGCUGUGGGCUUAUGAUCGGCAACAUUGAUUCACAAUCGAGGGAUACUGUGGAAACGCUGCUGCAUUCGGGGAAUUGCGGGGGAAGUCAUUGGGCUGUUGGGUCGAGCUGCUGCUGGGAAAGGGGAACCGCUUGAAGGGAAGAUAGGUUGUUCAUUGUUGCUUGCGUGGAGAGAUUUUGAGGAGAGCUGGGCGUGUGGGUGGGCAUGGCCUUUUUCUGUUCUCUGUGAGGUUUUACACCGCUUUCUGUUUCCCUGUGGAGGCGUGAGGAAAGGGCGGAUAAGUUUCCUUUUCGUGGCUUGUGUAAGUUUUUCUGUCUGGUUGUGAGAGCUUCGGAUGUGUGCGUGACGUUGGGGGGUGUGAGGUGUUGGUAUUGUAGCCUCACUUAAGUGGGUAAGUCCACUUGGCUGACGGAAAGUGGCCAGUGUGGAGAAGUUUCGAAGGUCAUCUGUUUCGGUUGCCGAACUUGACGUGAGCCUUGUUAUCACGAUUUCGUGGUGAGUAUUGCGGGGGUUCUGUUUUUUUUUUCCCCUCCCGGAACUCAAGAAUUAGGGGGCUGCGAGGUUUGUGAGCGCGUGUAAGGGAAUCGGGGGUUGUAUUGGAGGGUGUGGACACGAUCGUUUUUGCUAUGUCCCCGAGCUGCUGCUGUGAAUACGUGAGACGGAUCCGGGAUUUGUUUUUUCAGAGCGCCUCAUUUUCUCCGCUGUGGGUUUGUUGUCAGAGGUUCAUGAUCGCUGAGACGAUUCGCAACAGAGUCGCGGACUGAAGUUGGGAAUCCUUGAUGGAGUUGGGAGUUGGAGAUUGAUAUUUGAUUGAAAUUGGAAGGUAUUGAGCUGUGGCGGGUCGAGCUUCUGUUCCCGAAUUUGAUUAGUAUCGAAAAUUUGGAAGUUUUAGUUUUUGUAAUAGGAAACUGAAGGCCUUCGCGGGUACAUUUGAAUUGUUGCUAACUUUGGAGCCUGAGACGGAAGGGGGGUACGUCGCACCGCGGCGUCGUGAGUACCAUCGUGCGAGUUCAGUUGUGGUCCUGCACAAAGCUGAAUAGGUCGUGAGCACAUUAUACUGGAAACUGAAUAGGGGGUUCAUUGUGAGAGUUUUCGGAAGAGAUAGAGGAGCUCCUGGAGUUCCUGGAAGAGUAGUACAUUAAUCCAUUUUUCUUGCACGCUUCAUCAUCUUGUGAGUAUGGUAACGUUCAUCACGCAUAACAGUAUUCAAGAGAAGGAUGUCCGUUUCGAGAAUGGCUUUACACGGAAAGGGAGCUCAGUAGUAGUCGCGUCUACACCUGAGGUCAAGGCUUCUCAACCUCAAGUUGUCAAUGGAGACCUCAAGGUGCUGCCAGCAACGGGUGUCCUGUCACAGGAAGCAAAGUCGGAUGCGGAGUGGAAUAUCCGUGCGUCCCCUGCUGCCAUAGCGAGCACCAAUCCGAUUCGUGAGCUGUUGGAGUCAUUGUGUGUAGUUUCCUCGAGAAAGAAGGAGAAAAUAUCUUUAGCACAGGGAGACCCAACUGCCUUUGGCCACUUGAAAGUACCAGAUGCCGCAGUGGAGGCUAUGGUGGCUGCUACCAAGAGCUACAUGUUCAACGGUUACACACACUCGGCGGGGUCCCACGAAUGCCGAAAGGCUGUUGCUGAUUAUCAUUCUUCAUCGCUGCCUUUCAAGCUUACUGCUGAAGAUAUUGCCAUCACAGUAGGAUGUUCUCAAGCUAUACAGUUAUGUUUAGCUGCUUUAUCCACAGAAGGGGCCAAUAUACUCAUUCCUCGACCUGGAUUCCCCAUCUAUGAAACCUUUUGCAAGUACUAUGACGUAGAGUGCCGAUUUUAUGAUCUUCUCCCAGAGCGGGAUUGGGAAAUUGACUUGGAUCAAAUUACGUCUCUUGCGGACCGCAAUACAGUCGCUUGGAUUGUUUGUAAUCCAAGCAAUCCAUGUGGAUCUGUGUACAGAUAUCCGCACUUACUUAAGAUUGCCAACACCGCUGAGAAAUUAAAGAUACCAUUAAUAUCUGAUGAAAUUUAUGCAAAUAUGAUUUUCGGCCCAACGGAGUUUACUCCGAUGGCAGCCUUUUCUAUGAAGGUACCAGUGCUGACAGUUGGAGGAAUUUCGAAGAGAUGGCUUGCUCCUGGAUGGCGCCUUGGCUGGAUCAUCAUUGCUGAUCCCAAGGGGAUCCUUGCUAGAGGAAAAGUAGUAGAAGCGCUUACAAGACUCAUGCAGAUGACUAUUGGUACUUCAACACUCUCACAGGCUGCAGUAUCUGGGAUGCUGCUCAACACUCCUUCAAGCUUCUUUGAAGGUACAAUAAAGUCAUUGAAGGCUGGGGCCGAGUUGUGUUAUGAACGAGUGCAAUGUAUCAAAGGCCUUCAAUGCCCAACGAAACCACAAGGAGCUAUGUACAUUAUGGUGAAAAUUGACCCUUCUGUGUUUACGGACAUAGCAAACGACGUGGAGUUUGCGUCCUUGCUGGUGGAAGAAGAGUCUGUCGUUGUGCUACCAGGUUCUGCUUUUGGUUCACCCAACUGGUUGCGAAUUGUAUUCGCCACUCCAUUACCUUUGCUUGAGGAGGCUUGGGAUCGCAUUGAUAUGUUCUGCUUGCGACACGCUACGGCCAUUCCAUACACUGGAACUGAGCUAUAUUGAGUGAUCAGCUUCUUCACAGUAGAAUUAAAUCGUCAUGUUCUUUAUAAUUUUAUGUCUGAAGACCAGGUUGCAACUGUAAUAUUUCCCCGUGCAAGUAUAUAUCUGGGGGAGGGUCUUUAAGCUCAGUAGUUGAAACGUUGGAUUAUUAUUCGGGCACAACCUGAUUUGGGUCUAAGCAGCACAAAAUUGUCAUAUUUCUGGAGGAGUUAAUGGAAAAGGAACACUUAACAUAUUAGCAGCGUUACGUUUCAUUUCUGAGGGCUCUGAGUUAUCAAAUUAUAUUUCAAUAUAAGCCCAUUAGUAUUAUUUGAAUAAACUUUUGCCUUUGUAAUGCAUAAGUUUCUAUAAUAAACAUCUUACGAUAAUGAUAUUAAGGUAGCAAUUUUUUAA